This is a messenger RNA of Talaromyces marneffei, 4023 nucleotides long. RefSeq lists its product as uncharacterized. The record is from RefSeq and is a predicted model, not a curated record. Gene Ontology annotation, biological process: endonucleolytic cleavage in 5'-ETS of tricistronic rRNA transcript (SSU-rRNA, 5.8S rRNA, LSU-rRNA); endonucleolytic cleavage to generate mature 5'-end of SSU-rRNA from (SSU-rRNA, 5.8S rRNA, LSU-rRNA); nucleoside metabolic process. Bases 1 to 4023 code for a protein of 1340 amino acids. Lineage: Eukaryota; Fungi; Ascomycota; Eurotiomycetes; Eurotiales; Trichocomaceae. Gene Ontology annotation, molecular function: U3 snoRNA binding; protein binding; catalytic activity. Gene Ontology annotation, cellular component: nucleolus; 90S preribosome. The transcript has 3 exons.
AUGUCUAACCCUCAGGACUACACAGUCGGAUGGAUCUGCGCAUUAAGGACGGAAUAUGUUGCCGCACAAGAAUUCCUUGAUGACGAGCAUGAACCACCGGAUUUUGUCUCGCCUAAUGACACCAACGACUACACAUUGGGCAGGCUUGGAAAACACAACGUCGUCAUAGCCGUGUUACCUGACGGUGAAUAUGGAACAGCUUCAGCUGCUAGUGUGGCUACAAAUAUGCUUCACAGUUUCCCAAAUGUCAGGAUCGGCUUGAUGGUGGGUAUUGGUGGCGGGGCACCAAGUAAGCAUGAUAUCCGUCUUGGCGAUAUUGUGGUUAGCGCGCCUCGUGACGGCGAGGGCGGUGUUUUUCAGUACGACUUCGGCAAAACAAUACAGGACCAGGCCUUCCAAUAUACACGAUUUUUAAACCAACCUCCAACAAUACUACGCGCUGCAGUGACGGGGAUCCAGGCCCAGUACAAGAGGAAGGGGCAUCAGCUCGAAGAGACUAUUAGACUUGUUCUCGAGAAGAAUCCAAGGUUACGUCCGGAAUAUGCACGGCCGCAGCCAAGUACUGACAGGCUGUUUCAUCCUCAUGUCAUCCACGAUCCAAGAGGCUGUGCAACAUUCUGUGCGAGAGAACCAUCGCAUCUGGUAGAACGACAAGGGCGAACGACAUAUGAGGAUAACCCCGCGAUCCACUACGGCUUGGUGGCUUCUGCAAACCAGCUGAUGAAAGAUGCUGUGGUCCGUGACCGACUUGCGGCAGAGAAAGAUGUUCUAUGUUUUGAAAUGGAAGCAGCGGGCUUGAUGAGUCAUUUCCCAUGCCUGGUUAUACGGGGUAUAUGCGACUAUUCUGACUCUCACAAGAACAAAGAGUGGCAGGGAUAUGCUGCAAUGGCUGCGGCAGCUUAUGCUAAAGAUCUCCUCUCUCGCAUCCCGCCUAAUAAGAUUGAAGCAGAGAAGAGGAUCAUUGAUGUACUUUCUUCGGUCGAGAAGAAUAUUAUAACCGAAAUGCAUGAAAUGGCUGAAAAGACGAAUGUUGUAAUCAAAAUCUCAGAUGGUGACCGACGGCGCGAAAAAGUCAUUGCAAAGCUACCGUACGCAAAAGGUUCCACAUUUGACUCUUUCGAUAGGGCUCUUGAUUCGAUAUGCCAUCCAGAAACCAGAAUUGACUUGCUCCAUCAAAUCAAAGAAUGGGCAGAAAACAGACAAGGAAAGUCGAUGUUCUGGCUGAAAGGAAUGGCUGGUACGGGAAAAUCAACGAUUUCUCGAACAAUAGCCGAUGCUUUGAAUAGGGAAGGAAAACUAGGAGCUAGCUUUUUCUUUAGGCGAGGCGAGAGAGAUCGCAGUAGCGUGGCUAUGCUUUUUACCACAAUUUGUGCCCAGCUCUUGGUCAAGAUUCCGUCACUGGUCGCUCACGUCGAAACGGCCGUUGAUGCGGACCCCAACUUAUCGGACAAGUCCAUGGGAGAGCAAUUUGAGAAGCUUAUCUAUCAACCCCUGUCACGGAUUCAGCGUCACCACACUGAAGUCUCUCAUCUUGUUAUCGUGAUUGAUGCCUUGGACGAAUGUUCGCGAGAUGGAGACACUCUGCUUCGCCUUUUAUCACAAACAAGAGAUAAGUGGUCACCAAGCUUGCGGAUAUUUAUUACUAGUCGACCAGAGCAGCCAAUCCGAUCCGGAUUUAAAGAAGUGCCAGUAGAUGUACUCGACUAUAUGGAGCUUCAUGAGAUACCGCAGCCUAUCAUCAGGCAAGACAUUGCCACUUUCUUAACAUACAGGUUUGCGCAAAUCCGAGUUCAGUAUACUAACGACGGCAGGACACUUUCACCUGGUUGGCCUGGCUCAGAAGUCUUGUCAGCCCUGGUUGAAAUGGCUGUUCCGCUCUUCAUUUUUGCCGCUACCGUAUGCCGUUUUGUGGAAGAUCCAGCGUGGUCCGACCCAACAGGCCAGCUGAAAAAAGUUCUUGAAUAUCGAGAUAUGAAGAGUGACUCUGAGAUGGAUAAGCUAGAUGCCACGUACUCACCAAUUCUGAACCAGCUAAUCCAUGGAAAGCCACAAAAGGCACAGCAAUCACUGGUGCAGAGGUUUCGAGGCAUUGUAGGCACAAUUACACACUUAGCAGAGCCCCUUUCACGAUCAUCUCUAGCGUCUUUGCUUAAUAUUGAUAGCCAGCAGAUUGAGGGGCAGCUCGCAUGUCUUCAUUCUGUCCUUAGUGUGCCAUCCUCUGCGGACUCUCCAAUCAGAAUGAUGCACCUCUCGUUCCGUGAUUUUCUCGUCGAUUUUGACAAACGUCACACAAAUCCAUUCUGGGUGGACGAGAGGGAAACUCACAAGAUGAUCAUAGCUAAAUGCCUUGAACGAAUGUCUCAACCGGGAAGUCUUCACGAAAAUAUAUGCAAUCUGCCGGGCUACGGAACACUACGAGCUGAGAUCGAUGGCAGAAUCAUAACCAGCUACUUACCCCCAGAUAUUCAAUAUGCUUGCCGCUUCUGGGUAUACCAUUUGAAACAGAGUCAGACGCGCAUAAAUGACGGUGAUUCAAUCCAUACGUUUCUACAGGAUCACUUCUUACAUUGGCUGGAAUCAUUGAGCCUUUUAGGAAGAAUUGCAGAAAGUAUCCCGCUAGUCCGGACAUUACAGACUGUUAGUGAUAAAGACACAGAAAUAUACAAAUUCCUCGAUGAUGCAAUACGGUUUAUUCGAAAGAACAUCUUGAUGAUUGAUCAGGCGCCUCUCCAGCUCUAUGUAUCGGCGCUCAUCUUUACACCAAAAAGUAGUAUAAUAAGGAAUAAAUACAUCGAUAAAAUCCCUAGUUGGAUUCAGGAAUUAGCAGACAUGGAAUCAGCCUGGGGUGCAGUGCUACAGACUCUCGAAGGCCAUUCUGGCUCGGUUUCGGCGGUGGCGUUCUCUCCUAACGGCAAGCUGGUGGUCUCCGGCUCCCGUGACGGGACCAUCAAGCUGUGGGAUCUAGCUACUGGCGCUCUGCAGCAGACCCUUAAAGGCCAUUCCAGCUGGGUUCAAGCAGUGGCGUUCUCUCCCGACGGCAAGCUGGUGGCCUCAGGCUCCUUGGAUGAGACUGUCAAGCUGUGGGAUCCAUCUACUAGCACUCUGCAGCAGACGCUCAAAGGCCAUUCUAGCUGGGUUUGGGCAGUGACGUUCUGUCCCAACGGUAAGCUGGUGGCCUCAGGCUCCGGUGACAGGACCAUCAAGCUGUGGGAUCUGACUACUGGCGCUCUGCAGCAGACUCUUGGAGGCCAUUCGGAUUCAGUUCAGGCAGUGGCAUUCUCUCCCGAUGGCAAGCUGCUUGCCUCAGGCUCCAGUGACAGUACCGUCAAGCUGUGGGAUCCAGCUACUGGCGCUCUGCAACAGAGUCUUGAAGGUCAUUCUAACUCUGUUGAGGCAGUGGCGUUCUCUCCCGAUGGCAAGAUGCUUGCCUCAGGCUCCAGUGACGGGACCAUCAAGCUGUGGGAUCCAGCUACUAGCGCUCUGCAACAGAGUCUUGAAGGUCAUUCUAACUCUGUUGAGGCAGUGGCGUUCUCUCCCGACGGUAAGCUGGUGGCCUCAGGCUCCUUUGAUGAGACUGUCAAGCUGUGGGAUCUGGCUACUAGCACUCUGCAGCAGACGCUUCAAGGCCAUUCCAGCUGGGUUCAAGCAGUGGCGUUCUCUCCCGACGGCAAGCUGGUGGCCUCAGGCUCCAAUGACAGGACCGUCAAGCUGUGGGAUCUGACGCCUGCCGCCCUGCAGCAGACGCUCGAAGGCCAUUCUAGCUGGGUUCAGACAGUGGAGUUCUCUCCGGGUGGCGAAUUUUUGGCGACUGAUCAAGGACAAUUCAAUACUGAAUCUCUCCUCUCCCUAACAGCAAGUAGUCUCUAUAACAAUAUACGAUUGCAGAAUGAAUGGGUGACUUACAAUAACGUUAAAGUUAUUUGGUUACCUAUUGAGUAUCGCACAAUUUUUUUUCAUGUCCAUGAAAGCAUGCUGGUUAUGAAGCAUGGCUCAGGUCGAGUUUCUUAUCUCAAGGUGAUCUAA